AAAAUCUACACCGAAGGGCAGCAGUUGCAGCCUGAUCUACGUUCUAGGACAGAAGACAGUUACCCCACCCGCAAUUUUUAGCGCAUCCUGCGGAAGAGUAUCUCAUGAGGUUUCGAGAUUAAUAGCUGUCAACUUGAAGAUGUGAACGGUCUCCAAUACCUCUCGGCGAGGCCGCUGCCUCCCGAAUCGGUGCUGCGCGCCGAGCUUACUCAAGCCUUCGAAAUUGUCCCCGGAUCCGACGCGACAUCUUCAUAGCCAUGAAGGUUCGCGUGUACCUUGCAUCUGUUUGGUCAGUCCUCCUAUAUACGGUUUUGAAUGCUGGGCUGUACGCGUGCAGAACAAGCGAAAACUGGAGGUAUUUGACCACCACUGCUUGAGGACCAUUCUUCGAGUAAAAUACUCCGACUUCGUCUUAAAUGAGAAACUUCGCACUUGUGACAACCAUCCAAAGAUACCUCAUGCCAUUCAAAAAAGAUGACUACGAUGAUUUGGACACGUUCUUCUUCGUCCAACUUACGAGCUCAGUGUUGCUGCCCUGAACCUGGCACCGUUACCCACUUGGAGGUCAACUCCAAACCUGGCUUGACACAGUUCGUCAUCACAUUGAAGUGGUUCACGGACCUUUGGUAGUCGGUCUCCGUCGUUGACGAAGAGGAUAGGUUGAGCUGUCCAUAUCUGCUGCCGCGGAUCAUAGCACGUGGAGAAGUGCACAGUCCGUGACAUCAUCUACACGUAUUACAAUCUCGUGCUGCAAUAGGUAGACACUCGCGGAUCGGACAUGCCAAUGCGGUACUAAUUGUGACUUAACGGCGCAGCAGCAGCUUAGAGGUUGCUGCUAUGAGAUUAGCACAGGAGACACGAGUGAAACGCGUUGUCCUCCACUGCGUCCGAUUUCCGAUCGAUCUGGCUCUGUCCAUUGAAGCGGGAGUUGAUAAUGGCUCUGAUCUUGCGCCAUCCGUUUUUUACUUCGAAAAAAGAUUGUGUUCUGUUAAGCCAUCGCGAGGCCUUGAAAGUCAUCACUUGGAUGGGGCGACGCAGGAUGAGGCAAAGACAGAGUUCCGAAUAACGCGCUAGUAAACCAUCUAGACACUAACGGAAGAGCGUAGUUAUAAUUUGUCGUCUAACUUUAUAACUAACGCGAUCGGUAUCCAAAGUUUCAGUAACCCUGUGACGAUGGGUAUGAGGAAAAGCCUUCAUCGCGGGAGAAUCGUGCAACAGAGGUCUCACACCAUUGGCAGAGUCUUGCAACUGCAAAAGUCCCCUUAAGUAAUUAUUGUAUUUGAACCGAGGAACCUAAAAUGUUUUACGUGGCAUGAAUGUUACUAUUCGGGAGACAGAAACCAAAAAGGACUGCAAACGACCACGAACCACUGGCGUUCUUCCCGACGUAGCAAUCAUUGGUAAACAGUGGCCGAGUAAACGGCAUUAUUAUCAGUAGCGGAAGUGGUAUAAGCAGCAUUAUAAGUAAUAGCAGUGACAUCCAUAGUAGUGGCUGUAGUAUUAGUAGUAUUAGUAUUAGUAGUAGUAGUAGUAGUAGUAGUAGUAGUAGUAGUAGUAGUAGUAGUAGUAGUAGUAGUAGUACCCAAUAUUGUGUCUUAGGUACGUCUUCUCCAAAUUCAUCGCAAUGUAGGUACGGCAUUCGAGGAAACGUCUUCCUCAGACAGCCCGAUGGUCGCGUCGCCUGGGCUAGUAAUGGCACCAAAAAGGGUGACCCCGCCAUCACCUGGCUACCCGCGGACUCCUGCGAAAUCCUACGAACCACCUUCAUACCAGAUGUCAGCGUCAGCGGCAACAGCACUGGUGGCACACUGCCCUGCGAUCAGCUGGAAGUCGUCCGCUCGGGCGCCCACGGCGGGAAGCAAUUCUAUCGCAUCUUUGAUCACGUGAUGGUAUACAUCACUGUCUCCGCCUCCACAGCUCACGGUCUCAGCCUACGACUGGACCUUCAUGCCAGAGUGCCGAUCUCGGCUGCGGGUAGAAAACAACCAAAGGACGGCACCGCCGCCCCCACUAUGGACUUGAAAGUUCGUGCCGACGAGGAGAUGAUUGAAGUAAGUCACUGGCAUCCUAGUUCAGCACCUUGUCGGUGUGUUUUAUUCAGCGUGUUUUGUAUUUUUUUUCAUACAAGGCUGCCUUUUACUCCGCCACGGGCAACUCCAUAUUGUGUAAAAACUACUUUGAAAGGUCCUACGGGGGCUGUCGUAUGAUGUACCCAAGCCGUCUAGGUCGUCUUCACUGCCUCCAUGCCGCUACAACCAAUCGCCGUGUUCGAGCCGUCAGGAUGCCGGCUUUUGAACGAGCUCCUUAUCGACCGCUUAAAUAAACUACAUUCCGUAAAAGAUGAUUACCUAAAUAGCAGGAAUUACUCCAACUGGUUUUCGAUGCCCCUGUAAAUUUAUAUAAAAUAUGCACGAAAUCAUUCUUUCUUUUACUCGCUCGGCAACAAAUCACGUCUUCAAAUGUUAUACUUGGUGAGAGCAUAUUCCUCGGUUUAAAAAAAACUAUCAGUUACUGAAUAGUACUGAAACCGACCUGCCGUUACACUUAUAUCCAGAGUUUCCGAACAACAAGCUGCAUACUUUUCCUGCGAAAAAUAACACAGUUCUAUAUGAUAUUAUAAGGAGAAAAUGUAGGGCUCAUAAAUUUCUGCAAUGGAAUAUGGACCACGUUGUCCCUUUUAUGACCAACGAUGCUGCAUAAUUGGGCAUUUCACGGUCACGAGAAAUCUCCUAAUAGGAAACUUUUUCAGACUGAAAGAUACUGUUUCUUCGAGCUUAAAGUUUAAAGAAGACUUGAUUUGCUACUUUGGCUUUAUCAGUGACGUCGCUACCUGGGUGUGGAUGGCGGGGAGUCCGGCACACCGACAGCCUUGUAAAAUGCCUCACAGCACUACGACAUGGCGACCGUCUACCAGCAUUAAAUACUUUUUCUUACAUCCGCUGCCUUGGGGUUAGGUUUUUCCGCCAAAUGGCUAGAGGAGACAACCUCGAACGAAUAAUCUAAACCACUGGUUGAGACCCACCUGUACUCAUCGUUCCCGAGAAACCUCACGAAAAAUGUGUCCGAUCAGGUUAUUGCACGCUAAGACGGACUCGAAUUGUUGUUGUCAAGGGUUUUGCUCCUCCCCCCUACUCCAUCCGCCUGCCCGGUUGAGUCGUGGCUUGCUGGAUGGGACGGUUUAGUUAGGCGGAUGGGCGUACGCAUUCAGGUUUGGACGUCAGCAUCUUUCUUUCCGAUCACUCGCCUAAGGUCCCAAGAUUAUGCUCGACGGCCGAUGAGAAGUCCUAGCCUUGUGGGCAGCAACACUUGGCAUGUGGUAAUAUCGCUUUUGACCGUAGCCCAUUGAUGGUUGGUUGAUUCUCCAGAACGACGUCCAUUCGCUUUUGAAGAUGUUGCCGCUGCAGGGUCCACGACUUCCUAUUCAUCACACUCGGUAGUUGUCUCACUCUACAGCUGGACUUCACUAAAGGUCGUUUUACUAUCUACCACCUGCAGACGCGACGCGUUUUCGGUGCAAUCACGUUUUCCGUUACUCAAAACCCUUUGUCAUGUCACUUUUGCCCUCGGAGAAGGAGAUACGAUCGCUGGAACAAGUGCUUUAUUAGCGUGACGUUUCGGAUUCUCACUGGAACCCGACCCCAGAGACAGAGUCAAAUAAGCGUGUAGCGGCUAUGAGGUGAUAGUGUACGCUCAGUACGCCACAACUGCAGGCUAUAUCCCAAGUUGUUAGAAGCAGGGCGCCAUUUGGUUAGGACACUUUAUUCUAUACAGAAUAGUGAAGGGGGAAGUUGGCAACCGGAUGAGGAUGCGUCCGGUGCCGCGGAGGCGGCGUCCGCGAGAGCGACGAGCCGUGUGUCGCCGAAGGUCGCCGCUGCAAAAGUGUCGUUGCAGGUUGUUUACUCUAUUGUUCUGGACUGUUCCCGCCUGUCUUACCAAUCAGCGACAGGAGUUACGUUGAUUGGCUCCGAGCCCACGCGAAGGUAGUGACAAGCCUCGCGUGGUGCAGACAGAGAAUCGACCGAAUGCGUGGUGCAGACAGUGAAUUGCACCAAGACAAAUCGAAGCCGGACAGAUGUGCGUGCCAUAGCAGGUUGUCGCUAGGACGUAGGUGCAGGCGCUAGCGAGAAGCGCAACGUAGCCAUUAUGGCUGUCCACUACAAGCGUAAUGGAUUGCCCAGGUGUUGCAAUAUUUAUAGGUUGUGUUUGCUAGGUCGCUACAUGCCUAUCACAGUUGGCAGCUCCCGAGUGCAUCACAGUUCGACUGGCCUAUAAAUAUUGCAACACCUGGACAAUCUACUACCCUUAUCUGACUCCGUCUCUGGUGAGGGAUUCUAGUGAGAAUCCGGAACGUCAGGCUAAUAAAACACUUGUUUCAGCGAUCGUUUCUCCUUCUCCGCGACUACUUCCUGUAAUUCGCCAUUUAGCUGCGUUAACACGUUCCUUAUAACCAGAUGGCCAGACAGACCGCGCACCGGGCGGUUAACCUUACUCUUUCCAUUCCUUUGACAGAGCGUGCGGACACUGAAUUCAGAACGAAAGCGCAAACGUGUUGGCGACGGUGGCGACGCGGAUGAAGCUGUAGCUGCUGCCAAGCUCGCCAUGGAAGGUGAAUUCGCCACCGAGGAUGAAAUCGCGCAACAGAACGCCCUCAUUGCCCAACUGCACUCCGCGUCCUCUCCAUACCAUCGAUUCCGGAAGAUUUUGACCGCUGCUGCAGGCGGCGGUGAAGACGACAAUGUUAUGCCGGACGCUUGA
This is a messenger RNA of Spirometra erinaceieuropaei, 4755 nucleotides long. Lineage: Eukaryota; Metazoa; Platyhelminthes; Cestoda; Diphyllobothriidea; Diphyllobothriidae. The record is from the annotation of a GenBank genome assembly.